Phytophthora infestans T30-4 is the source of this 1257-nucleotide messenger RNA. RefSeq lists its product as uncharacterized. The record is from RefSeq and is a predicted model, not a curated record. The coding region runs from base 1 to 1257 and encodes 418 amino acids. NCBI's taxonomy places the organism in Eukaryota, Oomycota, Peronosporomycetes, Peronosporales, Peronosporaceae. The transcript has 3 exons. Gene Ontology annotation, biological process: mRNA splicing, via spliceosome. Gene Ontology annotation, cellular component: nucleus.
AUGAACCAAGAUGACUUCCGACAGAUGCUCGCAAGCGGCGAGGCUAGCGAGGCCAAACGCAGCUACGGAGGCAAACGCAACCUAUCCGAGGCGGAUCUCUCUGAAAUUAAGAAGCUGUCUACGAAGAAAGCGAAGAAGAAAAGCAAGAAACCAACGAAUGCAACGCCCGCAGACGCAGCCGGUCCUCGGCCGCCCAACAGUCAGUACCGAGACCGAGCGGCCGAGCGACGUAGAGGUGAAACAGGAGACAUGAUCGAUGCCGAAGAGUACAAACAUUUAGACACGGAGCAGAGUAAGUUUCUCGGUGGAGAUAUGGAGCACACGCAUCUAGUCAAAGGACUGGACUUCGCGCUACUCUCUCAGUUGAAGCGUGAGAAGCAGAAGCUGCUGGCCGAGAAACAGAAACAAAUGGCGUUCAAAACGCGAAUGGGAAGACUAGUGUACUUCCACGCGUGUCAGAGCACGCCGGAGAGCACGACGUCGGUCAAGUCGGAGCUGUUCUUGCCCGGUCGAAUGUACUAUACAUUCAAUCUAUCACCUACUGAGCUUGAGAGUGUCCCUGUGAGUGUACAACGCAGUAAAGAGGAUUGUCCUGAGCCUGAUGAAGUGGUGAGUGGGACAGUAAAUGAGUCGCUUAUUGACCGCGUGGCAGAGCUGAUGAGCAGCAAGAAAAACGGCAAGAAAAUGCGAAAAAAGAAGAAAAGAGACAGUCCUAUUCAUCAUAGUGACAAACAAGAGAUAGAUGGUGUUGAAGAAGAGCAGAAUGAUGUAGAGAUGCCUGAGACAGAAGUUGAAGCUGCAGUUGAUGAGGACGAAGAUAUUUUCCCUGAUGUGGGUGACUACGUUCCGAUGGACCAACGUACGGACGAUGAAUCUGCUGGUGAAUCCACGAAGGAGGCUGUUAAGAAAGCUGGUUACUUCUCGAAUCUGAGUGCUGCUAUCACUGAAAAGGAAGAAGCAGCUCGGAAGAAAGAAGAAGACGCAGAGCGAGAGUGGAAGGAGACACUGCAGAAGGCGGUGGAGACCCAGAAGAAGAUGGAACGAGAGAAGGAACGGAGAGAGAAAGCGGCCAAGAUGACUGGGGGAGCGGACGACUAUGCAGAGUAUCAGGGUACUGCGAGACGUCGCAAGGCUGCUGGUCUAAGUGGCCGUAAAGAUAUUGUGGACUCGGAUGAAAAAACUCGUCGGAAAAAGCAGAAACAAAGCAACAAACUUGCGAACGACCUUGAGAAGAUCAACAAGGUACGGUUGUAUUAA